AUGUCUAGCCAUGUGUUCCAACCCACCGAUAUCGUGCUGGCCAAAGUCAAAGGGUUUCCUGCAUGGCCGGCCAUGAUCAUCCCUGAAGAGAUCGUGCCAGCCAAUGUCUUGAAGGGCCGGACCACGCGACCCCGCCCAGAACAGGACGAGGACGAGGACGAUGACGAUGAAGAUUCCAAUUACAUUGUAUACAGUGACCUGCUGCGAUUCCGCAAGUACAAUUCUGUACAGCCAUCAUACUGUGUCAAGUUUUUCUGCGACGAUUCCUACAUCUGGCUCAAACCCUCGGACUUCAAACUCUUGAGUCCUGCGCAAUGUGAUGAAUGGCUCAACAGCUCCAAAAAGAAAAACCGUCGACUCGUGCCCGCGUACGAGAUGGCCCGUCGUGGCCCUGAGGGCAUUGAUAUUUGGGAGUUCGUAGAAUACGGCACUAACGGCAAACCUGACGAAGAGGAAUACGUCGAAGAUGAAGGUCCAGACGCUCCAGACGCGCCCGUGGAUGAAAUUGAAGACAGCGGCGACGUCGACGAAGAUGACAUCGAUGAAAACGACACCAGUUUCACUAGCGACUCGGAUUUUGAUGAGCGUCCGAGAAAGCGCGCAUCACGGCGCCGCGCAUCGUCACCACCCAAACGCCCCAGAAGGGCCGCCGCCAAGAGAUCCACCACACGUACCACGCCGCGUAGAAGUACUCGUUCUGGCGAUAGAAAGGCAAAAGAUGAAGACGAAGAAGCAGAAGAGGCGUUAGAACUUCCGGAGCCGCCCAAGAGCAAGUCUCGCCAAAAGAAGAAAAAACCGCAAGUUGAUAAAUACAAAUUCGAAGAUGACGAAGACUGGCUGAUAGUUGGGCUGGGCCCCCAAGAGCCAAGCUUAACAUCUGGAAAUACCUUGGUUUCCAAACUAUCGCAAAAGAAAAACUUGGAGAUACAUAAUGAGCUGAAAGCAGAUUUGGAAGAAAAACUCAUUUUUGUUAAUAAACUUCUCGUCAGCAUGACUGUGACCCCUCAAAAAGAGCAAAACGUCGAUGACUACCACGUACUUAUCGAUGAGCUAGAGCAAUGUCUGAGCCUGAAGGGCUCGCAAGACGAAAUGGUCACAGUUUUUUUAGGAGAUCAUGAAUUGCUUCUGAAUCUGCGAGUCUUUUUCAACUUGAAAUAUGCUGAGUUAGAAUCAUUGGGACUGUGGGUGAGGUUUCAGGAUUGGUUCUCGAACGUUUAUAGAGGAGAGUUUUUCCCGGAUGAUAUAUCCUGGUCGACAAUUCCAACUUCUGAACCGGAGUCGGCCGCAAACGGAAAAGAGGAACUGACAAAUGGCAAAAAGGCAUAG
Lachancea fermentati is the source of this 1326-nucleotide messenger RNA. NCBI's taxonomy places the organism in Eukaryota, Fungi, Ascomycota, Saccharomycetes, Saccharomycetales, Saccharomycetaceae. The record is from the annotation of a GenBank genome assembly.